UUUUGAAGGGAUUCAAAAAGUUCAGGUUACACUUCGCAUGAAAAUGGAGCGAUCGGAAGUUGAACUCAGCGAGAGAAAAGCUGAAUUAGCUCAGUGUCAGGCAAGAAUGAGAACUGCAGAAGAGCAAGCAGCUGAUCUACGACAACACGUGCAGUUGCUGAAGGAGCAGAUCACAAAUCGUGAACAGCAGCAUACUCUUUUGCAAGGGGAUGUCGAUGCCUUGAGAUCUAAAUUAGAAGGGAAGAAUCAGCAGAUGGAACAACGCGACCAACGAAUAGAACGGUUGGAAAAAGAUCUGGCAAAUGCGAAAGGUGAAGUCACCGAGAAACACGAGCAGAUUCAACAACUGGAUCAUCGAAUCUCGCAGAUGAUGGGGCGAAUUGAUGGUUUGGAGACGUCACUUAGAGAUAAGGAAUCAGAGCUUGACAAAGCAAAAAUUCGACUUCUCAGCCAUCCUGAUGUUAUUAAAGAAAAAGAGUUUAAGGAGAAAAUCGAUUCGAGUAAGUCAAUUCCUAUUUUUUUUUUAAAUUACAUGUCUCACUCUGAUCGCUUAUCGUUUUCAGUGGCGAUUGAGAAGCAGCGCAUGCAAGAUCAUAUCGACCAAUUGAGACGGAACUCUGAGAAAGAACGAUUAGAGCAACAGGAAACCUAUCAAGCGGAGGUGCGCUCUUAUCUUAAUCUGCCAUCUGCUAGUGCAAAAAAGAACUUCUUCUUUUUAACGCUUCCGCUGCGUCUCAAAUUGCGGCAGCUGAAAUGUAAUGUGGAGAACCUUCAAAAAGAGCUUGCUGAUCGUGACGUUCUUCUAGAAUCUCAAAAUGAAAAGAUCGGUGAUAUGGACAGAGAACUUGCAUCAUCACGGCAGCGAUUGCAAGCCGUCAUUGUCGAUAAAGGAGAGAAUGAACUUCGCAGAGAGGUUGAAUCAGCACGAGGUGAAGUGGAAAAACUUCUGAAAAUGGUUCGGCAGCUGGAAAAGGAGAAUACGCAGUUGAGUUCGCAAUGUAAGCAGCUGCAGAGCGCAAUAGAUCGAGGAGGUACAGAUAGCAGUGGAACAUUGACAAAGGGCGAUAUGACUUCAGUAGUUUCUGGCAGUCUGUUAUCUGGAGGCAUGAGCGCUCAAGCCAAAAAGAGAAUAGAAGAAUUGGAGGAGGCACUACGUGAAUCCGUAAGCAUCACUGCCGAAAGAGAAGUUCAUCUUUCGCAGCAGAAACAUCUACUCCAUCAAGUGAACCAACAGUUAUCUGAUGCACGUCGUGAGAAUGCUGAGCUGAGAAAACGGUUGUCAGAGGGAGGAGUCGCCGAACGUGAACAACUUUUAAGGGCUGUGGAAUCGGAGCGACGUCAACAUAUUGAACAGCUCCUACAGCUCAAACAAGAAGCACUCUUGGCGGCUAUAGCGGAAAAAGAUGCCCACCUUGCUCUCUUGGAAAAAUCCCGUGCCCCUCGAGAUGAAAUCGACACCGUGCGGAGACAUAAAGAAGCGCUUAUGCGAAAGUUGAAACAAGAAAAUGAACGGUUUGUUUUCUGACU
Molecule: messenger RNA, 1527 nt
Organism: Strongylus vulgaris
Lineage: Eukaryota; Metazoa; Nematoda; Chromadorea; Rhabditida; Strongylidae
Source: the annotation of a GenBank genome assembly